Molecule: messenger RNA, 2799 nt
Organism: Neltuma alba
Lineage: Eukaryota; Viridiplantae; Streptophyta; Magnoliopsida; Fabales; Fabaceae
Exons: 4
Coding region: 1-2589 (862 amino acids)
Biological process (GO): regulation of transcription by RNA polymerase II
Cellular component (GO): NuA4 histone acetyltransferase complex
Source: RefSeq, a predicted model, not a curated record
AUGGAUCAAGCCGGUUCUCUAUUACUUCUACUGGUCAUGCAGAAGAGAACUAGGCAAGGAAUUAAUAUGAUGGGUAUUUCUAAAGAGUCCACCAAAGUCCGUGCUAAUCACUGUUUUGAUUCUGCCAAUCAGAAGCUUCCUCCAUUUGCUCUUUCUUUUGCUGCUGCGCCUACAUUUUUUAUUAGUUUGCACCUUAAGCUGCUGAUGGAGCGAUCUGUAGCUCAUCUAAGCUUUUGUGAUCACAUGCCACUUGCUGAUCAAGAAAGCUCUGGUCUCAUGACGGAUGGCUGCUGUGGCCUUGAUGAUUACUCUAACGGGAAUUCCAAAAUUAAUCUGAAGCAAAACAUGAUGGUUUGGUCAAAAGAUGACUCUUUUGUUGAACCUGAGUUGGUAAUUGGUUCUUCUGUUUGCUGUGAUGGAGUUCUUCCUCAAAGCGGUCAGAAUAUUGCUCUUAAUAGUGCUGGAACUUCUAGUUCUUAUGGUUCUGAGAGGCUUAGUACUAUUCAGUUAUCAGAGGAGAAAUCCCAUUAUUUUAGGUCAGAACAUUGCCCUUUACCCUCCAGUUCUUUGAUUGGUGAGGAUAAGGUUGGAGAUUUGUCCCUUUCUUUUGCGGGUGAUCUCAGUAUCCAAUUACCUUCAGCUGACCGUAUUGAUAAAUCUAUGGAGUGUGACUUGCAUGAUGCUCAGCACUCUUCUGAUUUGUCUUGGAAUAUAAAUGGAGGUUUCAUUCCAAGCCCUAAUCCAACUGCACCCAGAAGUUCUUGGCACAGGAACAGAAAUAGCUCUUCAUCAUUUGGGUUAUCAUCUCAUGGGUGGUCAGACGGAAAGGCUGACACUCUUCACAAUGGUUUUAGUAAUGGACCCAAGAAGCCUCGAACACAAGUGUCAUAUUCUUUGCCUUUUCAUGGGUAUGAUUGUAGUUCAAGGGACAAAAGCCAUAAUCAGAAAGGGUUUCCUCACAAACGAAUUAGAAAAGCAAAUGAGAGAAAGUCAUCUGAUGUUGCUGGAAGCAUUGAAAAGAAUUUUGAUUCUUUAUAUUGUGAUGCAAAUGUGCUGAUUACCCUUGGUGAGAAGGGUUGGAGAGAAUCUGGUGCGCAGGUUGUGUUAGAGCUUUUUGAUCAUAAUGAGUGGAAACUUUCUGUAAAACUUUCUGGGAUUACAAGGUAUUCAUAUAAAGCCCAUCAGUUUUUUCAGCCUGGAUCAACAAAUCGUUACACACAUGCUAUGAUGUGGAAAGGAGGUAAGAAUUGGGUACUGGAAUUUACUGAGAGGAGUCAGUGGGCUCUCUUCAAGGAGAUGCAUCAGGAAUGCUAUAAUCGGAACAUACGUGCUGCUUCAGUAAAAAAUAUACCUAUUCCUGGUGUUCGCUUCUUAAAAGAGAAUGACAACAAUGGAACUGAAGUUGCAUUUGUUCGUAGUUCUAGGUAUUUCCAUCAGGUUGAAACAGAUGUUGAGAUGGCUUUGGAUCCAUUACGUGUCUUGUAUGACAUGGAUAGUGAGGAUGAGAAGUGGUUUUUUGACAUUCGAAAUUCUAAAAAAGACAACAGUGAAUGUGAAGGUAUAUCUGAAGAAAUUUUUGAGAAGACAAUGGACAUGUUUGAAAAGGCUGCAUAUGCCCAACAACGUGUUGAGUUUUCUACAAAUGAAAUAGAGGAGCUCAUACCUGAUAUUAGGCCCUUGUAUGUUGUCCAUACUAUCUAUGAGCAUUGGCAGCAGAGAAGAAAGAAGAAGGGAAUGGCUUUGAUUCGACAUUUCCAGCCUCCUCUGUGGGAAAGGUAUCAACAACAAUUGAAAGAGUGGGAAGUAGCUAUUACCAAGAACAAUAUACGUAGUCCUAAUGGCUGCCUGGAUAAAGCUGCAACUUUGGAGAAGCCACCUAUGUUUGCUUUCUGUUUGAAACCAAGGGGCUUAGAAGUGAUGAACAAGGGAUUAAAACAGCGAUCACAAAAGAAAUUUUCAGUCUCUGGGCAUACACACAACUUUUUAGCAGAUCAAGAUGGUUUUCAUACCUUUGGAAGAAGACAGAACGGCUUUGCAUUUGGUGAUGAAAAGUUUUCUUACCCAGGCUAUAAUUAUGAUUCUUUGGAUGAUUCUCCAUUGCCUCAGACAUCACCAAGGGUAUUCUCACCAAGGGGAGCUAGCAGCAUGGCAUAUUACACAACAAGCAGAAAUGGAUUUGAUAGAAAUAAUGUCUCCAAAUUUCACCAUAGCAAGUCAAAGAAAUCUGGGUCGUUUAUGUAUCAUAAUGAUUCGCAAAUGAUGGCUUCUUUCAACCAGAGAAUGUCAGGAAAGAGAAAUGGGGUUCAUAGGUGGAAUAUGGGUUAUGACGACUUGCCAAGCAACAGGGAGUGCCUAUUGGAUGGGCCUUAUAGCCAUGAGACUGAACAACUGGAUGGUUCAGAUCUUGAGGAGUUUAGGUUGCAUGACCCCUCUGGUGCGGCUCAGCAUGCUCAUCGCAUGGCUAAAUUAAAGAGAGAGAGGGCGCAAAGGUUGCUCCACCGAGCAGAUCUUGCAGUUCACAAGGCCGUGAUUGCUCUCAUGACAGCUGAAGCUGUGAAGGCUUCUGAGUGCUUGAACAGUGAUGGGUAGACCACUGAAUGGACUCGUUCAAUUUGUGGCAAAAGAGGCGAAGUGCUAGGCUCGGCAUUGUUUUUGCUAGACAUAGGUCUAGUUUUUACUUCAAGGGUGGUGGAUAUUCCCGUAGUGAACUUCAACCAGGAGUGCUGAGAGCAGUGAGGCAGAUGUGAUUUUGUUGCUCUAAUACGAGUUUUUUCCCCCCAGCUUUAGAUCUGCUCAGUU